Desarmillaria tabescens is the source of this 1626-nucleotide messenger RNA. RefSeq lists its product as uncharacterized. The record is from RefSeq and is a predicted model, not a curated record. Bases 310 to 1485 code for a protein of 391 amino acids. The transcript is spliced from 10 exons. Lineage: Eukaryota; Fungi; Basidiomycota; Agaricomycetes; Agaricales; Physalacriaceae.
UCCUUCCAGUAAGAAUGAAGUAGUAAGCCGCCGAUAUCCGUUCCUUUCCGUGCCAACCUCUAGAGUCUACGUCCCGCAGAGACAACGGAACCGACUUAGCCAAGCCAGUAUCUGCAUCGAAAUCUAUUGCAUGAGCUCAGAGUAGCUCUUAGUUUCAGUAGCCCACUUCCAACAGAGCGACCACGUGAGGUGGUUUACCAGCAUAUGCCGAUCACUGUACGAUCGGAGACUGACUGACUUCAUCCAAGACAAGUGCAGCAGCGACACCAUCGUCGACUUUACCUUGCUCGAGGACUAAGCGCAGACGCAAUGCACACACUCAUUUUCCCUUCUGUUGGGGUGCAACUGCUCAGCUGCUUGGUUUUUUUCUUCGGCGUAGCAACUCUCACCCACUGCUUGUCACGAAGGACUCUUACCGAAGACCUGACAACGUGGAAAAUUGUCGUCCGGAUUCCGUGGCCCCGCCUGUGUAUUUUGCUCAUUUUCUUGGAUUCGUGGCUAUUUCUCUUUUCCAGUGGUGUCCUCACGUUUGGUGUUGGCCUGGAAACGCAUCCAACGAUUUGUGCCGUGGCAAUAUAUAUCUGCGUAUUCUUUUAUUCUACUUCAAAGCUCCUUGUUUACUGUUUCCUCAUCGAGAAAGUACAUGUUGUCUGGUCGCCUUCAGGGGGUGCACGCCGUUUGCAAUCGAAAGUCUAUAUUCUCUGCGCUAUCACAGUGGGACUGUAUACUGUUGCUAUUGCCGUGAUGAUCAUUGGGAGAGUCACUUUCUUGAGAGAACACGAUCAGGUCUGUAUCAUAGGUUUGAAGCCUUUCUCUUCAAUAUUUUUGUUGGCGUAUGAUUUAUACAUUACUGUUUUCCUUACGACACUGUUUCUGUGGCCUAUCCUUCGAUCGAGUGUGGCGAAUCCCCGCAUCAAAAUGGUUGCGAUCAGAACGUUAAUUGCCGCCGUGGUCGCUCUUGCGACAUCUAUUGUCAACAUGGCAGCACUGACCUCUUUUCGCGGACAUGAACUAGGAUGGGUAUGUCUCUGUAGCUGUGGAGCGGAUGUCAUUUUCAAUGCAGUAGCUCUCUUCUGGGUGACCAGCGGUUCUCUUAGUAAAAUCAGCGGGUCCUCUCAAAGCCCAACCAGAGGAGCUGAUCCCAGACGGCCGGCGGAGAUGCGCGCCAGGGCUUCCUCUGUCGUCGUCGUCGGUCCCAACUCGCCCAUCAAGUCCUCCUUUUCACAGAAGACGACUUUCGACGAGCGCCGACCCAGCGUCUCUGUUGACCUCCCUUCAGCCCCGGCUUCAAUUAUGUCCUUCAAUACAACAUCUUCGCCUGCUUUCGAUGAACCUUAUUUUUCUCGAUCCUUUCAGCUGCCAUCACCUCCUUUCAGGACCGCGACAGGAUCUAUGCCAACGACCUCGUCCGAGAUUCCUGAGUGCCAUGAACUACAGGUCACUAUGUCAACUGAAUACGAAGCGGAUGCGGAUUAUGUUAGAUAGAUAUAGGUUCUACAAAUGGAAUUUUAUUAUAGGGUACAUCCAUUAUUCCACUUUCCUCUGUGAUUGUUGUUUUUUUCUUCCUCAAAUAGUAUCAUCGUAUACUUCAAGAGCUGGCGCAUGAAGCUAAUUUUUACACGUAAU